AAAAAAAAUCAAUUAGUGUGGUAAACAUUGUUUUGAUCGUCCUCUUUUUGAACUGACAAAUGUUUUCAUUUUUCUGUAGAGUGUGUCAGCAAUUACUGUAAAAUCCAAGAAUAGAUUGCUCUCAGUUUCAAUAAGUAAAACUUUCUUGAAAAUUGGACUCUUCAGCAAAACUUUCUCUACCCCCAUUUCUCUCUUCAAUGAGUUAAUGUUAAAAGCAGAGUAAAAGUUUUCAGUUUUGUGUUUUAUGUUAUGGCAGAGUAAAAGUUUUCAGUUUUAUGUUGAACAAGUGAAAUAGGUGUCUGGUAUAAAUGGCAAAGAAGAGGCAUAGGACGAUUUUGAACAAAACAGAAAUUGCAGAAGAUUGGUGUUUCGAAUGCAAAGACGGUGGAAACCUUAUGAUUUGUGAUUAUGGGGACUGUUUGAAAGCUUAUCACCCUGUAUGUGUGGGGAAAGAUGACUCAGUCUUGACAAGUGAUAUCCAUUGGACAUGUGGAUGGCAUACAUGCUUAGUUUGCAAGAGAAGUUCAAAUUAUCAGUGUUAUUGUUGUGAUAGAGCUGUAUGCUAUCGCUGCAUUGGUCGUAUCAAUUUUGUCCUUCUUAAAGGGAAGCACGGAUUCUGCAAUAACUGCCUAAAGCUCGCAUUGCUUGUGGAAGAAGACAAAAGUAUUGAUUCUGAUGGGGAAAGCGUAGACCUCAGAGAUCGGGAAACAUACGAGGGCCUUUUCAAGGAGUAUUACGAGAUAGUAAAAGAAAAAGAAGGAUUUGACAAGAAUAGUCUCCUUGCUGGUAAGGCUAAACUAAACAAGGCGAAGAUUAGCCAAAUUAGCUCUGAUUCAGAUAAACAUAGUGAAGAAGAGGACGAACACAGUGAAGAAGAGGAUGAUCAGAUUUCUUCAGACAAUGAAGAUUUCAGUGACAGAGAAUCUCAGAAGAAAAGGCUUAAAAAGAAGAGAUGUACACAGCAUAAAACAAAGAUGCAAAGAAGUGUCAAUUUAAAGAAAAAAGUAUUUGUUGGAUGGGGAUCAAAAGCUCUAAUUGACUUUCUUCAGUUUGUUGGGCAAGAUACCAGAGAAAAAUUAUCCCAAUAUGAUGUGACAUCGAUAGUAACCAAAUAUAUAAAAGAACAUAACCUAAUCCAUCCAGUUAAAAAGAGAAGAAUCCUUUGUGAUGCUCGGUUACAAGCUGUUUUUGGGAAAAAAGUGGUAAACAGACACAGAAUAUUUAGCCUCCUUGAAAGCCAUUUUCUUGAAAAUGAGGAGCAAUUACAAAAGGAUGAGCUUGAUUAUGAUCUCGAAGACGAUGACACAGAAAUUUUGGUGGCUCCUAAAACUGAGAAAAAGGUUGAACAAAAGAAGAUAUCCUCAAUUUGGUAUUCAACUGCAGCACAAAGUCAAUUUGCAGCCUUGAUUCCUAAAAAUAUCAAACUCGUUUACCUGAAGAGGAGCUUGGUGCAGGAGAUGAUCAAGCAGCCUGAGUCCGUUGAAACCAAGAUUAUAGGAAGUUUUGUUCGGCUCAAGUUAGAUCCACGUGAUUAUGAGCAGCGUAACUCUCAUCAGCUUGUGCAAAUUGCAGCGAGUAUUUCAGGGAUCAAGCUCAGAUCAAGUGAUAAGUGCAACAGUGAGACUUCAAUUCAAGUUUCAAAUAUGGCCAGAGAUGUUAGCUUGACCAUGCUUUCAGAUGAUGAGUUUUGUAAGGAAGAAUGUGAUGAUCUGCAGGAGAAGGUGAAAGCGGGUCUGCUUGAAAAGCUUACAAUUGUAAAGUUUUCUUGCUUGCAGUUUCACAUUACCAUUACGUUGAAACAUAGUCAAGAUGUUAUUGUGGAGCUUGAACAGAAAGCUAAAAUCCUUCAUGAGGACAUCACAAAGCAUGGGAUUGCUCGAGAGCUGGAAGUGUUGCAAAAAAAAAUUGAUCGAGCAAAUGAGAAAGGAUGGAGAGAUGAACUUUACAAGUAUCUGCAGGAAAGAAAGCUCCUACAGGAUGCUUCAUACCUGUCAUUUAAGCUGCAUAAUAUUCCUGCAGUGAUUCCAGAGGAAGUAGAGCUUGAAUCUCUUGAUAGGAAUGAUGAGACAACCCCUGUGAAACAGAAUAUUCCUGGAGCGACUGCCGAGAAAGAUGAGAGGGAUGGCAAUUAGAUAGCGUCAAUGUGCAGAUGAGACGACUCCUACUGUAGUUGUCAAAUGUGAAUUGAAAGAUGGAGCACCUGGCUCAGGUAGUUAGUAUAUGUAAUGUAGCUUUUUGCAACUCCCGUCUUCUCCUCUCUUGGUCAAAUUGGCGUUUGUGUCUUUACCAGUUAAGACUUUUUUUUCGAACCGCUCUAGUUGUUAUAAGAAAAACCAGGUGUAGUCAUUUUGCUCCUGCCCUAUAUCAUGAUUCAUGAGAAUGGAUCAAGGGUUAUAUGGUGUGUUCUGUUCAACUUAAUGCAGCUUAUCCCAGAAUUUCUCGUCUGGACUUUGCAUGGAUGUAAUAUCCAAACUAAUAUUUACAGUCAAGAGUAGUAUACUUCUCUCA
This is a messenger RNA of Solanum pennellii, 2508 nucleotides long. RefSeq lists its product as uncharacterized. Gene Ontology annotation, molecular function: DNA binding. The coding region runs from base 309 to 2132 and encodes 607 amino acids. NCBI's taxonomy places the organism in Eukaryota, Viridiplantae, Streptophyta, Magnoliopsida, Solanales, Solanaceae. The transcript is spliced from 10 exons. The record is from RefSeq and is a predicted model, not a curated record.